AUGAGCCUUGGUGGGCUUGAUACUUCUCGAGCACCAUCCUCGAACACUACGGAAGCACCUAGACAGCCGAGACACAUAGCGGCUCAAACGAUUGAUGUUGUCCGCUCUCCUGGCUAUGUGCACCAAGCAAACGAAGUCAGUAUAAUUCGACGUGAACUAGACUCAAAUUCGUCCCUUUCUACAAGUCGCAGGCACGUUCUAGAGUCUGCCCUAUCCUUGAUUAGUGACUUUAGCAAUCUCUCGCAUUUAGUCGGAGGCUCCAGCUAUGAUCAAGGGCCAGAGGACGAUGCAUCUGCAGACAAUAUAGUCCUUCCCGAAUUAUUUUUCAUGAUGAUGAAUCCCUCUUCCGACUAUUCCGCGCCGUGGAAGCUUCACUGGCCUGAUCAUUUAUCUCAUGAAAGACUUGAGAGUAUGUGUCUAGCAGUCAUUAAUGGCAAAGCAACCGGCCAAAUAGAAUCUCAGUACAAGGUUUGCAUAUUUGCCCGAGCUGUUACCUACAUGAACAGAUGGUUGCGUGUCUGCACGUCGAGCGAAUUGGCACAAGCUCUAGAGUCUUCCAAGAAAAGUUACAUCGCUGCUGCCCUCCGGUCAAUCCGACAGCUUGAUAUUCUGCACAAACCCAGCCUGUUGAUGCUUCAGUCUUUGCUUUCGGGGGUUAACUUAAUGCAAAACUUGGGCGAUACCACUCAAGCUUGGACUUUUACAGCUUUCGCAUCUCGGUUAUUGGUGGCAUUGGGUUAUCAUAGCAUGGACUUUAGGAUGCUAGAGGAGUGUGAUCAAUCCCACGAGAUACGCGGUUGUAUACGGUGGUGCUAUUACUUUGAUAAGGCUCUGAGCAUGCUUCUUGUGCGACCGCCAUCCUUGCCGGCCCUGAGUAUUGAGCCGGUUUCUUUGCUUCAGUCAAGGCCAACAGACCCCUUGGAUCUGAAAGCUAAUAUUUUGAUCAAGUUAGCACAUGUGCUGGAUGGUGCACUUUCUUUGCUAGCGCCUGGCGAUGGGAUCCCCGAUAACCAAGCGCUGGGAGCUAUCGCCCGCUUAGAAGUCGAGUUGCAAGACAUAUGGGAGGAAUUGUGCGAAGCCCGAGCCAAAUCGAGUGGCACAUUAGAACUACGUUUGGAAUGGGAUGCUGUGGAUUUCACCUAUCAUUCUAUCAUAACAACAGUCUUGCGACUGAAUUCAAUUUCCUUACAUGACCAUCGUGUACGUGAGCGCUGCUUAUCCCACGCUCGCAGAGCGCUACGGUCAAUGAAUGUGCUACAAUGUCAUAUCUUGCGUGGUGAACAGAUCUAUCACGAUUUUGUUUUCUGGACCAUACUUCUCUACCCGCUUACACCUUUCUUCAUCAUUUUCUGUAAUGUCCUUGCAACGUCUAAUCGUGAGGACUAUAAUCUUUUAACUCAAAUAACCGCCGCCUUGUCUCGCAUCAAAGAAUAUAAUCCUUCUAUUUUUCGAUUGCAUGGACUAUUUUCACAAUUUAUAGCUUUAUGUGAUCAGCUUUAUGAGGCGAUAGCUCAGGAUGCAUCACAGCAACCUGUACCGACCAUGGGCGCAGUCCACAGCCACGACACUGAAGGCCCUGUCCCUAGAGGGUUUAGCAUCUCAGCGUCUGCUCAACUCCAGGGAUCAUCUACCGCACGGGCACACAGCAUUGAUACCACUCAACUCGCGACUUCGGAGCCACAGGCAUCGUAUUCAGAUCCGGAGGGCCUUGGAGCUAGUGGGGAAGGGCUGUAUCAGAGACCAUCAUCAUUGUGGGAUGAUGGACUUAUGUGGGAGCUUUUCAAUGUCCAGCCCACCAUUGAAUGGUUCGAUGCAGGAUACAAAGACAGUGCGACUGGAUUGUAA
This is a messenger RNA of Aspergillus alliaceus, 1845 nucleotides long. RefSeq names its product fungal specific transcription factor domain-containing protein. Gene Ontology annotation, molecular function: zinc ion binding; DNA binding. The record is from RefSeq and is a predicted model, not a curated record. NCBI's taxonomy places the organism in Eukaryota, Fungi, Ascomycota, Eurotiomycetes, Eurotiales, Aspergillaceae. Gene Ontology annotation, biological process: DNA-templated transcription. The transcript is spliced from 5 exons. Bases 1 to 1845 code for a protein of 614 amino acids.